Molecule: messenger RNA, 1081 nt
Organism: Anopheles cruzii
Lineage: Eukaryota; Metazoa; Arthropoda; Insecta; Diptera; Culicidae
Product: lactoperoxidase-like
Exons: 4
Biological process (GO): response to oxidative stress
Molecular function (GO): heme binding; peroxidase activity
Source: RefSeq, a predicted model, not a curated record
UUACGUUCUCUAACAAUAAAUCGCGAGGCCAUGAUCGAUGAAAGAACCCCGCUAACAACGGGCCCCCCGUCUCCCUCGCCGUUCGUUUCGGGACCAUCGGGAACUGUGCACCAUCUGAAGGCACACGAAACCUUACGCGAAAGGCAGGUUCGCACGUUCCAGUGUUGGAUAUGUUCCGCGAUACUCGGUGCGUUUGUGCUGGCAGUCGUGAUCAGCAUCAGUUACAUCAUAUUCGGCGAUGCAACGAAACCGCCGUUCGACGAAGGAAACACCACGGCAGCGGAAUUUCCAGAGCUUUUGAAUCUCAUCAGCUUUCCACUGGCCGAUGAGCCAAUCCCUGACUGGAACGGAAUGGAAGUCAGUGAGGACGACAAAAUGGCCGCCAUUGCCGAAGGUGAAAAAGCGCUCGGGGACAAGGAACUGUUGGAAGAGACCCUUUCCUCGCCACCGGUGAAGUCUCCUUCGUUUCGGCAUCAGAAAUCCAUUGGUGCUACGGUGGCUGCUCGAAUGGCGGCCAAGUUGGGAUUCGUUGAAGAUCGCGCCACAAAGGCACUGGUAAAGAGGAUUGACUUACGCCGCAGAGGAUGCGUAGGACGUGGUCCCGAGAUCAACGUGCCACGGAUGCAGUACAAGGCACAAUGUGACUUCAACUCCCGUUACCGGAGUGCCAACGGGACGUGUAACAACAAGGAACACCCGUAUGAGUACGGUAUCGCCAUGAUACCGUUCCGUCGUCAGUUAAACCCGGACUACGCCGAUGGAAUCUCGGCACCACGAGUUGCCCGCGAUGGUGCUGAGCUGCCCAGUGCGCGACACGUUUCACUAGACAUCCAUCGCCCUUCCUACCACAACGAUCCAUCCUUUUCCGUGAUGCUCGCCGUCUGGGGUCAGUUCCUUGAUCAUGACAUCACCUCAACGGCGCUGAACCAGGGCGUCAACGGGAAGCCAAUCGAAUGCUGUGACCCUGGGCAACCGCAGCAUCCAGAAUGUUUUCCCGUUCCGAUUGGACCGGGCGAUCCAUACUUUCACCAGUACAACGUGACGUGCAUGAACUUUGUGCGUUCGGUGCCGGCACCGACUG